Messenger RNA from Anthostomella pinea, 990 nucleotides. The record is from the annotation of a GenBank genome assembly. Lineage: Eukaryota; Fungi; Ascomycota; Sordariomycetes; Xylariales; Xylariaceae.
AUGACGCGUCCGCGACGCUCGUCCGCCGCGAGCGAGGAGAGCACGGGGACAGCAGGCGACCAGGAGCUCGGGAGCAUGUACGACUACCUCGCGAAGAUUAUAUUGUUGGGACCCAGUGGCACGGGAAAAUCAUGUCUGCUGCACCGCUUCGUCAAGAACGAAUGGCGGGUUCUAUCUUCACAAACUAUAGGCGUCGAGUUCGCUAGUAAGAUCAUCAAAGUUGGGACAGGUGCGCGACGGAAACGGGUAAAGCUUCAGCUGUGGGACACGGCGGGUACAGAACGAUUCCGAUCCGUCUCGCGAUCAUACUACAGAGGGGCUGCCGGUGCGAUUCUAGUCUACGAUGUCACAUCACAUAACUCGUUCCAGGGGUUACAGCCCUUCCUCAACGACGCCCGCGCUCUUGCCUCGCCGAACCUGACCUCGCUCCUCGUCGGCAACAAACUUGACCUAGCGAACGACGAACUCAUCGACACGAGCCUCCCCCCACCCACACCCACACCCUCGAGCUCGAGCUCCUCCAUGCCGUACGGCACGUCGGUCGGCACGAUCAGCGCCGGCCUCGGCUCGCAGCUGCGGGCGACCAUCGCGCCCGAGGGCCGCGAGGUGUCGUCGACGGAAGCGACGCGGUGGGCCAGCGGCGUCAACGUGCCCGUCACGAUGGAGGUGUCCGCGUUCUCGGGCGAGGGCGUGGACGAGGUGUUCGGGCGGCUGGCGCGCAUGAUCCUGACCAAGAUCGAGCUGGGCGAGAUCGACCCGGACGACCCGAUGAGCGGUAUCCAGUACGGCGACGGCGGCAUGUGGAACGCGGGCGCCAGCGACGGCGCCAGCAUCAAAAGCACCAUGACGGCCGACGAGGCGGGCAUCCCCGGCGUGCCGCGCAGCCGGCGCGGCCGGGGCAAGAGCCGCGGUGCGCAGAACUGGGGCAUGCGCGACUGGGAGGAGGUGUUCACGCUGAGUCGGGGGCGUGGGAGGGGGAACUGCUGCUAG